Vavraia culicis subsp. floridensis is the source of this 1348-nucleotide messenger RNA. RefSeq lists its product as uncharacterized. Gene Ontology annotation, molecular function: catalytic activity. Gene Ontology annotation, biological process: biosynthetic process. The coding region runs from base 1 to 1308 and encodes 435 amino acids. The record is from RefSeq and is a predicted model, not a curated record. The transcript has a single exon. NCBI's taxonomy places the organism in Eukaryota, Fungi, Microsporidia, Pleistophoridae.
AUGGCGUACAUAAAAAAAAUCGUACAACUCAACAGAAAAGAAGACAUUUUAUCACUAAUCUGUCACAUUUUGCACAGCAAUACGUUAACUUUUGUGCAGAUAUGCUUUGAAUGUAAUCACCACACCUUUAUACGGAGGUAUUACCAGGUUAUACAUCAGAUUAAGAUGUUCUACGGAUUGACUGGUGUAGUAAUUUUUGUGUUUGGCACCGUAAACGAACAGGAUACGUUGCAGAUGAUGGAAUGGGAUAGUUGCAAAUGCAUGGAAUGUUUUGAUGGACUGAAGAAUGUGAUAGCCAGCAAUACAGGUGAUGUGUGGGAAUGGAGCCGUAAGAAUGAGUUGAGUGAUAAGGAUGCGAUGAUAAGGAACAAUUCAUAUUGUUGUGAUAGAAAAAGCGAUUUAAAGUGUUUUUAUGGUAAUAAACGUGCUGAUGACAGUGGAAACGAGAAUAGUGGUAAUAUGGCCUACUGUGGUAGCACCUUGAGCAAUAACAGAAAUAUAAAAAUGACGUGCGGCACAUCACAUACCGGAACAACAGAGAACAAAAAUGUUGCGGUACCGGAACACAUCAAGAACCAUUGUAUUGAAGAUUGGAAGGCAUGUGAUGAAAUGAUGGUAGGUGAUCAGGAAAACGUGCUAAGGCUGAGAUGCUAUGAUGAAAAAUCUGUUUGUGAUGAACAUGACGUGCAAGGCGAAGCGUUAAGAUCACCUAACAAUUCUUCGAGAGACAUUAAUAGUGAAAUGGCAGGACACGUAAAAUCGAAAGAGCAUGAAUAUACAGGCGGCGAUAACAUCAUGGUGGAGUACCGGCUGAUGAACAAGCACUUUUUUGUACCACCGAGCAACAAAAAAAAAUAUCAUACGGUUGUCUUAGGUGGUACAUUUGAUCGGUUCCAUGAAGGUCACAUCCUCCUGCUGACCACAGCCCUGCUCUUAGCUUCAGAUGAGCUUACAAUUGGUUUGACCACCAAAAGAUUGCACACAAACAAAAAGCACAACGCUAUUAUCGAAUCAUACGACAUAAGAAAGAACAAGUUGCUUUUUCUGUGCCGUGUAAUGUCAAACGCUCGUGUUACGCUCAACGAGCUUAAUGACAGCGUUGGAAAAUGCCUGAAAGAUGACUAUGAAUGCAUUGUUGUGUCGACAGAAAGUUUUGUAAGAGCGUGUGAGAUUAACUUUAGAAGAAUGGAUGUUGAUAAGAAGAUGAUGGACAUUAUAGUCACACCCGUGAUAGAAUAUGAGAAUGUGAGACUAAGUAGCACCGGGUUGAGAGAGAAGGAGGCUAUCCCUGAUCAAGAUAAGUCAUAAUUGAGCUGUGAGCUGGAUGUAAUUAAAUUGUAGCGUGGAA